Didymodactylos carnosus is the source of this 531-nucleotide messenger RNA. The record is from the annotation of a GenBank genome assembly. NCBI's taxonomy places the organism in Eukaryota, Metazoa, Rotifera, Eurotatoria, Philodinida, Philodinidae.
AUGGAAAAUGUUAAACAAUUAUUUAAUAUUCCAUUCGAACAAAAUUUAAUUUAUUUAAAUGAUUUUAUACCGUUGAAUACGACACGUCUUUAUUCACUUAUUAAAUCAGAUAAUGAAACAGCAACAAUCAAUUUUAAAAUUGAUACAACCAAUUAUAAUCAAUAUGUAACUGUUUGUCUACACAAAGAAGGGGAUGAUCAUACAAUGAAAUUUUAUUGUUCAAACAAAUUAACAUGUAAACGUAUAUGUGAUAUUGGAUGUUUAUUAUUCGAUGAAGAUAAUAAUUCAUUGAAAUUAUAUUUAAAUGACUAUAUGAGAGAUGAUGUUCUUACAUUGGAAGAUAUAGCUGAUGAUGCGGUUGAAAAAAAUGAAUUUAAUAUUGAUCUUAAUUAUGAUGAAACAAAUUUAAAAUGUAAAAUAGAUUUUUAUUCAAAUGAUGAAAGUACUGCUUUAAUUCAAACAAUCAAUAUAUCAUGUAAGUUAACAACAUUAGUUAAAAAUUUAUUUAAAAGAAUAUUAAAACGAUUUUAA